AUGCCUCCUCUUCCCGUCGCGCCGGUCACUUCCUGGACUCCGCGCGUGGUCUGUUACUUCCAGACUUACCAUCACAACAAUGAGUACAUUUCACUACUACCCUUGAUAACUAAUCCUUCGGGUGUUACACAUGUUAUUCUUGCCGCCAUUCAUGUGAAUUGGGAUCCCAACCAUUUGACCCUCAACGACGAUCCCCCCGACCACGAAAAGUAUACGCAGUUAUGGGACGAGGUCGUGGUCCUGCAGGAUUCCGGGAUCAAGGUCUUGGGUAUGCUCGGGAGCGCGGCACGUGGAAGCUUUGCCAGGCUUGACUACAGUGAAUCGCGGACUGAUGUGCCUUUCGCGAGGUUCGAGGCCUACUAUAUCCCGCUUCGAGAUAUGAUCCGCAGAUACGGACUGGAUGGCAUCGAUUUGGACGUCGAGGAGGAAAUGUCUUUGCCUGGAAUCAUCCAUCUGAUUGACCGUCUGAGGAGCGAUUUCGGGCGCGACUUUAUCAUCACGCUGGCUCCCGUUGCCACAGCGCUUAUGGCAGGUAUGCCUCACUUGUCAGGCUUCGACUACCGUAUGCUUGAAGCUGCUCGUGGAAGCAGUAUUGCGUGGUACAAUGCGCAAUUCUACAAUGGCUGGGGUGGCCUACAUAACACAGACGCGUAUGACGAGAUCAUGCGCAAUGGAUGGCCGGCCGACAAAGUCGUUGCAGGCAUGCUGACGCACCCGAAGCACGGUGGAAGUGGAUACGUACCUCUCGAGCAGACGGCUGCCGUGUUGAGCUUGUUAACAGAGCGGUAUCCUACGUUUGGAGGCGUGAUGGGCUGGGAAUAUUGGGACGCUCUUCCACAGGAGAAAGAUUGCUGGAUGUGGGCAUAUUGUAUGAGAUUAUGCAUGGGCAUGAAAAAGUUAAGGGAUAUUGCUGUCAUGAUGCGUAUGGGCAGGCGUAUAGAGGCCUUGAAUAUGAACCGGUGA
Molecule: messenger RNA, 963 nt
Organism: Exophiala dermatitidis NIH/UT8656
Lineage: Eukaryota; Fungi; Ascomycota; Eurotiomycetes; Chaetothyriales; Herpotrichiellaceae
Product: chitinase
Exons: 1
Coding region: 1-963 (320 amino acids)
Biological process (GO): carbohydrate metabolic process
Cellular component (GO): extracellular region
Molecular function (GO): chitinase activity
Source: RefSeq, a predicted model, not a curated record